Messenger RNA from Hippocampus zosterae (dwarf seahorse), 1187 nucleotides. RefSeq names its product cilia and flagella associated protein 410 (gene cfap410). The record is from RefSeq and is a predicted model, not a curated record. Gene Ontology annotation, biological process: cytoskeleton organization. The transcript has 7 exons. Gene Ontology annotation, molecular function: protein binding. Bases 158 to 931 code for a protein of 257 amino acids. NCBI's taxonomy places the organism in Eukaryota, Metazoa, Chordata, Actinopteri, Syngnathiformes, Syngnathidae.
AGGAAGCUGACUAUAUGCGCAUGCGCGUUCCUGUGUCGAGGAUGUUUGCGUCCCUUGUGCUGACAAGAAAUCUUUGUUUUUCAACGCAUCCUUUUCUCCUUGAUAGACUAUCUGUGUUAAUGGGAGGUAUUACUCAUCAAGAUAUGUGGCUGAGUCUAUGAUGAAGCUAACACGUAAGCAUGUUCUCACGGAGGCAAAGGCCUCCGACUUGGAGAGCGUGAGGAAACUGAACUGCUGGGGAUGCAAGCUGACUGAUGUUUCUAUUCUAUCUCAAAUGCCAAACAUUGAAGUGCUGACACUAAGUACCAACAGCAUCUCAUCCCUUGCGCCUCUGGCUGGAUGCUUGUCUCUGUGUGAGCUCUACCUGAGAAGGAACAUGAUCGCCUCACUCUCGGAGCUUUGUUACUUGCGUCCGAUGACACGGCUCCGAGUAUUGUGGUUAGCUGACAACCCUUGUUGUGGGGAGAACUCCAGUCAGUAUCGGCUGACAGUCCUGCGCUGCCUACCUGGGCUGCAGAAGCUGGACAACCAAGUAGUGACAGAGGAUGAGACUGCAUUAGCUCAGUUGGAGGGCAAGGAGAUCAGUGCACCACCAAACGCAGCUCAGCAACAGCUUUCUACCAACGGACUUACCAACACAGCGAAAGAGAACACCUCUCGCAGCCGUGAAGUGGAGGAAAUCAAAGAGGAGUUGCGGGUGAAGCCCCAGUCCAAAGACCAGUUCCCCUGUCUUCAUUCUCAAUCAACCAGAUCAUCCAUGAAAAAGACACACACGCUUGAUGCAGUGCUGCUUCUCCUGAGGGACUUGGAUCACGAGGAGCUCCGCAUUGUGCACGCGGAGGCACAGAACCGACUCAGGACUUUCACACUGGACUCAUUAGAAACGUUACGAGAUUUGCAAGCAUCGAAAUCCGCUGACAUCCAACACUGAAAUGAUUUUUUUGCAUACAUUGAGUCCUAAGUCUCACAAUUAACUGUUCAUGACUUGAAACGGGGUCACAACAGCUGCCCCCGCCCCUCCCUUUUGCACAACUGCAUGCAUUUACAACAUUCACAUAUGCUCACUUCAUGCUCUACUAAACAUCUGAUGACUUUGUUGUAUCAUGAAUACCUGCCUUACACGAAGAAAAUAAUAUAUGUUUUAUGAAAGGUUAACCUAUUUCUGUAUUUAAAGAGAUGACCUGCAA